Cuscuta europaea is the source of this 5936-nucleotide messenger RNA. NCBI's taxonomy places the organism in Eukaryota, Viridiplantae, Streptophyta, Magnoliopsida, Solanales, Convolvulaceae. The record is from the annotation of a GenBank genome assembly.
AAAUUAUACUCCGUAUUAAUUUAUACAACAUGAAAUUACUCUUAAACUGCAUGUUAUAACAGAUAAUUUGUAUUCUUUGACAAAAUCUUUCAAUUUAUCUUGAAGAUUGAAGUGUAAAUGGAACGAGUACAAUACAAAGCUAGAGUUGUCAAACAAUGUUACCCAGAGUAGGGAUUGUGUCCUACACUUUAAUGGCACAUUUUCGUAGUAGGAAGUAAAUUUCCUUCUCUCUGUCUUCAAAGAGGCCUUUUAUAAAUGAAACAAAGAAAGUAUGUCAAACAUUGAAUUGCAUAUAUCUGUGCCUUAUUAAAGACAUAGUUUAGACUUUUACCAAACAAAAAGCGACAUAGUUUAGACAGAUCGUCACUUGUAUAAAUAAAAUAUUAUACAUUUAACACUUGUAUAGUUGCAUCUGUUCAAAAAAAAAACCAGACCAGAUAUUUGACCUAGUCAGGGCAAUGGGGGAUGGGUAGGGGCGGAUCCAGAAAGUCACAAUGGAUGUGCUGGGGAAAAAUUGAAAUACACAUACUCUCUCCGUCCCGUUAGAAGGUUCCCGUGAACGGUUUACGAUGCUUGACUGACGAUAAAGCAAUUUAAUCUCUGCUCACACUCUGAUUAUUUUUAGUAAAUAAAACUAACAUAUUCAGAAACUACAUUAAAACUGGGAAAAUGGGGCAAAUAAGCCCAUGUACUAACCAAAAAAGGUCAAAUAAGCCCUUAUAUAGCAGGCUAUGUUAGGCCGUCGUCAUUUGGGGCGGUUCCCGGUGGAAAUAUUUGAUGCAAUUUUUUGAGCAUAUUAUUCAUUAAGUCUAGUUUACGCAUUCCAAAUUUCAGAUAAAACUUCAAUCGAGAAGGCAUUCAAAUGAAUUCUUGAAGAUAACUGCGCAGUUAAAAGCGCAGUUAUAUUCAAGAAUUUAUUUGAAUGCCUUCCAAAUUGAAUUGUUAGCUGAAAUUUGGUAUGAGUAAACUCCUCUUAAUGAAUAAGAUUCUCAAAAAAUUUCAUAAAAAAUUCCACCGAGAACUGCCCCAAAUGGCCACGGCCGGACAGAGUCUCCUACAUAAGGGCCUAUUUGACCUUUUUUGGUUAGUACGUGGGCUUAUUUGCCCCUUUUUCCUUAAAACUGCUACAAAGCCUGAUAAAAAAAUGUAAAUUUGAUAAAAAAUUGAUUUCUAAAGUAAAGGAUUAAAAAUGAUUUAAGUUGACCAUGAGAAUAGUGGACGGGAACCUUCUAAUGGGAUGGAGGUAAUACAUAAUAAUAAGUCAAGUCGUCAACACUUUAAAUAUUCAUCAAAACAUCAUUUAAGUUGGGCCCUACGCGACUUCAAAGUAUAAAAUUCAUCAAUAAUAGAAUCUACAGUUAUAUUAUUAACAAAAUCUCGUUCAAUAUAGAUUAUCAAUGAAUAUUCAAGAAAAUCAUAUCCCAUUUUGUUACGAAUUGUCGUCUUCACAUGCUUCAUUGCUGAAAAUGCUCUUUCCGUAAUAGAAGUAGAAACAGGUAGGGUCAAAACCAGACGAAUUAGGAUGUUUUUACUUGGACUGUAAUUUGCUGGUCUGGUCUGGUCUCUUUGUAUUUUUAUAACUAUCCAAGUCUGAUCUGGGAGGAAUUACAGUCCAAGUAAAAACAUCCUUAAUCUCGUCAGCAUAACAUAGAUUUCUGAUUUCCCACUCUCCGUCAAAUUUUGACAUAACUCAACAAAUGUCAACGCUUGAGAUGAUGAAACAAUAUCAUGCUUGUAAUGAAUCAACUCAAUCUCAAGUGAGACGAUGUCUUGAUCAGUGAAAUCUACAGGAUAAAACUUUUGUGCAAAUUACAAAUAUCCUCACUGGUAAAUGAGCUGAAGGAGUUCUUGGGAUCUAAAGCAAGACUAAGUUGAAGAAGUUCCAUGGAUAUAUCAUUAAAGCGCGUGUGUAACUCAGUCAAAGUAAAAUCAAUCACUUUAUUGAAGACAUCAAAAUGAUAAUGAUGUUCUAUUGUUGGUUGGAAACGACACCGCUCAAUCUUAUAUGGAUCACCCAAAUUUGGAACAUCAAUAUCAUUUGAAGAGCAAAAACUCUUGACUUCUUUAAGAAAUUCCUCUCAACCAGAUGCUCUUAACUCUGAAAGGAUAAUUUUAGUAGUACCAACGAAUGUAAUAGCACUCAAAAUAUCAAGAGUUUUUUUUGAAGAACCUGGCAAACAGCAUCAGUUAUUCUCAAAAGUUUAUGCAUCAAAUGUAAGACAAACACGAAUUCAAAGUUUGCCAUUUUCUAUAGGUCCCAAGAACUUCAGCUUUAGAUCUUCCAUUUGGAGAGUUCUCAACCAAAUGUUCAAACACUUUGCAAGUUGCGGCAUACACAUCUAUCAAACUCUUCACGGAGAUAUAGUGAGAUCCCCUAUGAGUAGACCCCGAUCGUUGCAAAUUACCAACUUGAUUUGCAUCACGUCCCAACUCAUGCUCCCCAGUUGCUAAUAACUUCUCAAUUUCACUUCUUUGAGACACGUGCCACUUCGAUACCCGCUUUGGUGAAGAAGUGAUAAUAUUAACAAUAUUAUCCAAGUGAGAGAAGAAUUCCCAAAUUAAGCUAAUAUCAUUAGCCGCAGGAACCAACGCAAGUUGUAAGCGAUGUGCAAAACAAUGAAUGUAAUAUACAUAAGGACAAUCUCUACGAAAUAUCACCAACACUUCUAAUGGCAAAGAAACGCUCUGUAAGAAUUCCACUGUUGUUCACAAACCUUAUAAUAAUCGUCAUCUGCUCCUAUUUAGAUAUAUCUUGUGCUUCAUCAACAAGAAUGCAGACACAACUAUUUGCAAUUUCUUCACGAACCAUUUGGCGAACUCUAUUUGCCAUUAUAUUCAACAUCUUUUUUUGAAUCUCGGGAGCAAUGUAUUGAGCAUUUUUUGGAGUAUUCUCAAGUACAACUUCAUGAGCUUUGGUAUUCAUACUCGCAAAAGGUUUCACUAAUUCAAUAAGGUUUCCCCGAUUUGAUGAUGUUAGAGAUUAAUCAUGGCCUCUAAAGACACAACCUUGAAGUGUUAACCAUCGAACAACUAUAAUAGAAGUUCUCGAUCGCAAACGAUUUUUCUCCUUUUCUUGUUAUGGUUGGGCGUGCAAAACAUUCUUAAUAUGAUCAGACGGUUGCCUCAAAUUUUCAGCUCUUAAUCACAAUCAUUUGACCAUAUUAAGAAUGUUUUGCACGCCCAAUCGGAACAAGAAAAAGAGAAAAAUCACUUUUGAUUGAGAACUUCUAUUAUAACUGUUCGAUGGUUAGCACUUCAAGGUUGUGCCUUUAGAGGUCAUGAUGAAUCUCUAACAUCAUCAAAUCGGGUAAACUUUAUUGAACUAGUGAAAACUUUUGCGACUAUUAAUACCAAAGUUCAUGAAGUUGUACUUGAGAAUAGUCCAAAAAAUGCUCAAUACAUUGCUCUCGAGAUUCAAAAAAAAAUCUUGAAUAUAAUGGCAAAUAAAGUUCGUCAAAUGGUUCGUGAAGAAAUUGCAAAUAGUUGUUUUUGCAUUCUUAUUGAUGAAGCACAAAAUAUAUCUAAACAGGAGCAGAUGACGAUUAUUAUAAGAUUUGUGAACAUCAAUGGAAUUCUUACAGAGCGUUUCUUUGCCAUCAGUAGUGUUGGUGACACUAUGGCAACAACCUUGAAAGGUAAAAUAUGUGAUGUGCUUGGUCAUCAUGAUUUCCAAGUGUCUAAAAUGAGAGGCCAUGGUUAUGAUGGUGAGAGUAAUAUGAAAGGCUCAUGGAAUGGUCUUCAGCCAUUAUUUCGUAGAGAUUGUCCUUAUGCAUAUUACAUUCAUUGUUUUGUACAUCGCUUAUAACUUGUGUUGGUUUUUGUGGUCAAGGAUGUUAGCUUAAUUUGGGAAUUCUUCUCUCACUUGGAUAAUAUUGUUAAUAUUAUCACUUCUUCACCAAAGCGGGUAUCGGAGUUGCACGUGUCUCAAAGAAGUGAAAUUGAUAAGUUAUUAGCAACUGGGGAGCGUGAGUUGGGAUGUGAUGCAAAUCAAGUUGGUAAUUUGCAACGAUCAGGGUCUACUCGUUGGGGUUCUCAUUAUAACUCCGUGAAGAGUUUGAUAGACAUGUAUGCCGCAACUUGCAAAGUGUUUGAACAUUUGGUUGAGAACUCUCCAAAUGGAAGAUCUAAAGCUGAAGUUCUUGGGACCUAUAGAAAAAUGGCAAGCUUUAAAUUCGUGUUUGUCUUACACUUGAUGCAUAAACUUCUGAGAAUAACUGAUGCUCUUUGUGAGGUUCUUCAAAAAAAACUCUUGAUAUUUUGAGUGUUAUUACAUUUGUUAGUACUACUAAAAUUAUCCUUUCAGUGUUAAGAGCAUCUGGUUGAGAGGAAUUUCUUAAAGAAGUCAAGAGUUUUUGGUCUUCAAAUGAUAUUGAUGUUCCAAAUUUGGGUGAUCCAUAUAAGAUUGAACGUUCUCGUUUCCAACCAACAAUAGAACAUCAUUAUCAUUUUGAUGUCUUCAAUGAAGCAAUUGAUUUUACUUUGACUGGGUUUCGCACGUACUUUAAUGAUACAUCCAUGGAACUUCUUCAACUUAGUCUUGCAUUGUAUCCCAAGAACUCCUUCAACUCAUUUAACAGUGAGGAUAUUUGUAAAUGUGAACAAAAGUUUUAUCCAGCAGAUUUCACUGAUCAAGACAUUUUCUCACUUGAGAUUGAGUUGAUUCACGACAAGCAUGAUAUUGUUUCAACAUAUCAAGCGUUGACACUUGUCGAGUUAUGUCAAAAUUUGACGGAGAGUGGGAAAUCAAAAAUGUAUGUUAUGCUGACGAGAUUAAUUCAUCUGGAUUUGACUCUGCCCGUUUCUACUGCUACUACGGAAAGAACAUUUUCAGCAAUGAAGCAUGUGAAGACGGCACUUCGUAACAAAAUGGGAGAUGAUUUUCUUGAAUAUUCAUCGAUGAUCUACAUUGAACAAGACUUUGUCAAUAAUAUAGAUGUAGAUUCUAUUAUUGAUGAAUUUUAUACUUUGAAGUCAUGUAGGGCAUAACUUAAGUUAUGUUUUGAUGGAUAUUUAAAGUGUUGACGACAUGACUUAUUAUUAUACAUGUGUAUUCCAAUUUUUCCCCAGCCCACUCCAUUGCUAAUUUCUGAACCCCUGCCUAACCCUCUUUCGGUACAUGUUCGAUCUAAUCCUUUCUAAAGAAAUCUCAAAUGCACGACGACUUCAGAUUUCUACUAAAAUUGUGUACACCAUGUACUCCCAAUUACUCCGUAUAUAAUAAAACCUGAGUUUGAAAUGUAUGUAUGACCUAAUAAGAAUGCAUUUUGGACAAAAUGGAUGUAUACCUUCAACUUAACUUCCCGAGACUUGCUUCUCUUCUUCCCUACGCAUUUACGUUCUUCGCACCCCCACCCCCUCCGGCCUCCGGCCCCCAGUCUAAACGCUUCAGAUGAAUGAUUUUAGGAGACUGGAGCUCUAUCCACCGACCACCGCCGGCCACUUUCCUCGGUCUACCGUCCGCCAAUCAUCCCUCCGUCUUUCCAGAAUCACGCUUGUCAACUGUCCGCUGUCUGCGGUGCCGCAGCCGCGCUGCCAAGUGCCCGCGUAGUCCGCCAGCCCCCUCUUUUCUUCCGCAGCCCCACCCACUCUUUUUCUUGUUUUUCGUUGCUGUAUUUCUUUACCCUGGGCCCGCCGUAUAAGGAUAAGGGAGUAGAGUACAUAACACUGGGCCCGUUUUUUACGGUGGGGCAGUUCAUUUUUUUCCAAACUUAUAAAUAUCAUGUUUGUGAAGUUUUUUUGUCUGUUAAUCCGGUUCAUAGACAAUAUUUUGUUUGUGUAAAAUAUUGUCUGUGAGUCGAUGUUCACAGACAAAAAAAACUUUUCACAAACAUAGGUGUGUAGAAAAGUAUGUAUAAGAAUCUGUACAAAAGCUUUUUUGCAUUUUUUUUAGGCUGGACAAUUCGGAUAAGGCCUUAUAUGAGAUGAAGGUUCAUCCA